Cornus florida is the source of this 2061-nucleotide messenger RNA. Its product is annotated as two-pore potassium channel 3-like. Gene Ontology annotation, cellular component: plant-type vacuole membrane. Gene Ontology annotation, molecular function: potassium ion leak channel activity. Bases 307 to 1596 code for a protein of 429 amino acids. The record is from RefSeq and is a predicted model, not a curated record. Gene Ontology annotation, biological process: stabilization of membrane potential; potassium ion transmembrane transport. NCBI's taxonomy places the organism in Eukaryota, Viridiplantae, Streptophyta, Magnoliopsida, Cornales, Cornaceae. The transcript is spliced from 2 exons.
CUCUGCAGUUACCAUGAUAUACGAACUCAUGGUCCCUUCACUGGAAUAUCUCCACAUAUGACCAAAUCAAAGCACCAAACUUUCUCACCCUAUAUCCGUGUUUAUACUUCAUUUCUGUAAUUCACUUUUUUGAAAGUUAGUUUCAUCUUUAAGAGAAAGUUGAUUUCUGUUUUUCCGUUUCUCUUCUAUUCUGUUGUCAGCUUCUCUAUCUCAACUAACCCACAUCACAAAACCGCCUUAUGACUGCAAAACCACGUGGUUUAUGGUUUUCAAUCUGACCCACAAUCAGUUUUCCGGCGAACCCAGAUGGAAAAAGAGCCUCUUCUUCCAUAUGUCAUCCCCAGAAAGCCCUACCCAUCACCACCACUACCACCACCAUCAGUCCUCUGUCCCCUCCCAGAGGACGAUGAAUUCUCUAUCCCUCUAACCCCAUCAGAAUUUAAAGACCGUAUCAUAUUUGGUCCCUAUUCAUCUUCUCCGAAAGACCCACCUCCAACAAAUCUUAUUGAUGCAUUAACCCUAUCUCUAAACUCUCCCAAAUCCUCCGCCUCCUCUGCUGACAUUUCCACAAACACUUCAGACGCACAAAACCAACAAUCUUGGUUGAUUGAUCCCAAUUACCCAUGCGCCAAAAGCAACCUCCACCGAUCGAAAACAGCACCGGCCAUGGCGACUAUCAAUGAUGUUGAGCACCACUCGGAGACGAAACCCCCUCAAUUUGCUUCUUCUUCUUCGAUUAUUCGUCAGGCUUUUCUUCUUCUGGUAGUUUAUUUAACGCUUGGUGUGAUUAUAUAUGCGUUUAAUCGUGAUAAUUUCGUGGCAAAAGAGACACACCCUGUUGUUGAUGCUUUGUAUUUUUGCAUUGUGACAAUGUGUACAAUUGGUUAUGGGGAUAUAACUCCAAAUAGCACUACAACAAAGUUGUUUUCAAUUAUGUUUGUGUUAGUGGGAUUUGGGUUUAUUGAUAUUUUGCUUUCUGGGAUGGUUAGUUAUGUGCUUGAUUUGCAAGAGAAUUAUCUUUUGAAGACUGUUAAGGUUGGGGGAGACCACAAUUCGCCCAAUUCAUAUAUAAUUGAUGUCAAGAAAGGGAGGAUGAGGAUUCGGAUGAAGGUGGCAUUGGCACUAGGGGUUGUGGUUCUUUGUAUUGGAGCCGGUGUGGGUGUUAUGCAUUUUGUUGAAGGGCUCGGAUGGUUGGAUUCAUUUUAUCUUUCUGUUAUGUCGGUUACCACGGUUGGGUAUGGUGAUAGGGCAUUUGGUUCCCUGUCCGGUCGGAUUUUUGCAUCAAUAUGGUUGCUUGUGUCAACACUUGCAGUUGCUCGGGCAUUUCUUUACUUGGCUGAGGCAAGAGUAGAUAAAAGGCAUCGGAGGAUGGCAAAAUGGGUGCUUGGUCAGGAUAUGACUGUCGCCCAGUUUCUUGCUGCUGACAUUGACAACAAUGGUUUUGUGAGUAAAGCCGAAUAUGUUAUAUACAAGCUCAAGGAGAUGGGAAAGGUCUCAGAGAAAGACGUCAUGCAGAUCUGCCAAAAGUUUGAUCGGCUAGACGCUGGCAAUUGUGGAAAAAUUACUCUCGCUGAUCUCAUGGAAAGUUAUCACUGAUAUGUUGAGAUGGACCACACAGAUUUAUUGUCAUGGUUUCCAUCGUGAGUUCAGCACACACGAUUUUUUUGUUUUAUCAAGAAAUGGAAGAAAAGGGCUUCUUUGUAUUAUUCAACUGUACGGGACCGGUGCUUUCAUAAACUGUCCGACCAGUUGGACCUUGUACAGAAGGAUCCUGACCAUCUGAUUGGUUUGCCAUCUCUUCAGUAUAAUGGUGCAAAGAACACAAGUCAGUCAUUUUUUCCUUUGUUUUGCCUGUCAAAAAAUAUAUAUAUAAUUAGUCUGGAAAUUUUGCUGCACACACUGUGAUUGUGCCCAUGUGAUUAGAUGGCUUGGAGUAGCAAAUUCUUGGGUGGAUUGAGAGGGUAUUGUAGUUCAUACAAACACAUUGCUGCAAAUUGUAUUCAUAGUUAUUCAUUUGCAAAUAUAUGGAGGUAAAUUAAAAAAAACUUCUUGAUCUUGUUU